Molecule: messenger RNA, 214 nt
Organism: Cryptotermes secundus
Lineage: Eukaryota; Metazoa; Arthropoda; Insecta; Blattodea; Kalotermitidae
Product: nardilysin-like
Source: RefSeq, a predicted model, not a curated record
AGUAGUUUGUCUGGAAAAUGGUUUAACGGCAUUACUGAUAUCAGAUGUUUUGCAAGAGGGUGCUGAAUGUAUGGAAGAGGAUUAUAAUGAUUACUCCAGUGAGGAAGAAGGAGAUCAUAGCAGCUCAGAUGAUUCUGAAAGUGAUGCUAUGUCAUGUGAUGACAUAACAGAGGAUGAUGGUCGGAAGAAAGCUGCUCCAAAGGAGGAAAAAUUA